GUCCCGCAGCACAGCACUGGCCAGAUUUUCAUUGCUGCCGGCGGGGCAAUUAGUAAGCCAAAUAGGAUUGUGGCAGGUAGUUGUGUGUGCACAUAGACCAAGAGGGAUUUUAAAAGUUAGUUUAAAAGGAUUAUAAACAUAACAUUUCUAUUUUUUUGGACGAGUUUUUCUUCACGCAGUUAGAUCGAAAAUAAAAUGGCAGACGCCGAGCACAACGAGACCCCAGAGGGAGGGGAGGAGCCCGAUCAAACGCCAGACAAGAAUGAGGGGGAGGUAGCUGAGACAACGGACCUAGCUAAUGAAGACACACCGGGCGAUGAUGAGCCGAAAGAUAACGAGGCUAACGACCCAGCUGAAGCAGGUGAUGAGCCAGCGACGGGCGCCGAUGACGAUGAGGGUGCCAAACAUAAGGAGAGUGCUGAUGCACCAGAAGAGGGCGCUCAGCCAGAGGGUGGUGACGAAAAGGAGGAGGGUGGAGAUGUGGAGGCAGGAGCGGAUGGAACAGAGGCAGAUGAGAACCCGACAGAAGAGCAGCCGGAGGACGAUGCCGGAAAGAACGAUGAGCCGGCAGAAAACGAUGCCGGAGAACCGGAAGAUGCGGAAGAUAAGAAGGUGGACGACGUUGUAGAGGUCGAGGCAGAUGUGACGAAAGAGGAAACAAGCCCAGCAGAUGAAGACGAUAAGGAAAAGACGACAGAGGAAGCUGACGAGGAAAACACAGAAAGUAAAAAUAUAAUUUAA
This is a messenger RNA of Physella acuta, 741 nucleotides long. RefSeq lists its product as uncharacterized. Lineage: Eukaryota; Metazoa; Mollusca; Gastropoda; Physidae. The record is from RefSeq and is a predicted model, not a curated record.